Messenger RNA from Salvia hispanica, 636 nucleotides. RefSeq lists its product as uncharacterized. NCBI's taxonomy places the organism in Eukaryota, Viridiplantae, Streptophyta, Magnoliopsida, Lamiales, Lamiaceae. The record is from RefSeq and is a predicted model, not a curated record.
GUGACAAAACCAGAUAAAAUAUCUCUCUCUGAUAUCGUCUGUCUUCCAUCUUUUUCUCUCUCUACCGAUAAAAUAUCUCUCUGCGAUCUGCGAAUACAGAAGUCAAUCAGUUGAUACAUUAUCAGUGAAGACAGAAAUUAUAUUUGAUAGAUCAUGAGUUAUUAUAAUCAGAAUCAGCCGCCAGUGGGUGUACCUCCGCCUCAAGGUUAUCCGCCGGAGGGAUACCCGAAAGAUGCAUAUCCGCCGGCUGGAUACCCGCCGCAGGGGUACCCACCGCAAGGGUACCCGCAGCAGCAGGGGUACCCACCCCAGGGCUAUCCUCCGCAGUACGCCCCCCAGUAUGGCCAUCCGCCGCCGCAGCAGCAGCAGCAACACCACUCCAGUGGCAGUACCGGAGUAUUGGAAGGAUGUUUGGCUGCUCUCUGCUGCUGCUGUCUCCUUGAUGCAUGCUUCUGAUUAGUGAUUGAAGAAACUGUGAAAAGGGGAUUUGCUUCGAGAAUUCAGGUCUUCUGAUUCCUUGAUGCAUGCUUCUUCAUUCUAUAUGCCAAAACCAUCUAUGUUAUUUCCCCCCUUCUAUGUAAUUUCUGGACUUCACUUCCAUUUGUGAGUAAUGAUUUCUUUUUCUGCUGGUGUCAA